UGAGCCCCCUAAAAGCUAUUCGAACGUACCGGGGCAGACCGGGGUCGACCCAGGGAAGCUAAACGAACGCACCCAGAGAUAACGUGCUACAAUGCUAGACCAUGAAAGCAUGUAUGAAGAACCUUCGUCCAUGAUGGAAGUGACAGUAUCAUCACGUGCCAAAGGUACCUGGGUGUGUUAUGGUGGAGGUUCUAUUGGCUUGCAGGACAAGAGAUGGGAGGAUGGUCAGCCAGACGGCGGAGACGAUUGCGCCAAAGGCUUGGCUGCAGGCUGGAAUGAUUAUGAUUGUGGUGUAAGCCAGAGGUUAAUUUGUCAGCGUCCUGUCGCACCACUCUAAAUCCCUUCAAAGUUGGCUUC
Asterias rubens (European starfish) is the source of this 357-nucleotide messenger RNA. RefSeq names its product C-type lectin domain family 4 member M-like. Lineage: Eukaryota; Metazoa; Echinodermata; Asteroidea; Forcipulatida; Asteriidae. The transcript has 2 exons. The record is from RefSeq and is a predicted model, not a curated record. The coding region runs from base 92 to 337 and encodes 81 amino acids.